Messenger RNA from Salpingoeca rosetta, 1665 nucleotides. RefSeq lists its product as uncharacterized. The coding region runs from base 1 to 1665 and encodes 554 amino acids. The record is from RefSeq and is a predicted model, not a curated record. NCBI's taxonomy places the organism in Eukaryota, Choanoflagellata, Craspedida, Salpingoecidae. The transcript has 2 exons.
AUGAAGAAGUUUGUCUCUGUGACACGGACCUUUGCCAGCCUGGGCCUUGACCCACGUGUGGCGGAAUGUGUGGAGCACGUGGAGUGGGUGAGCGACCUCGUCUGCAAGGCGAGUGAUAAGGUGCUGGAGCAGCUGCUACAGAGCACAGAGGGAGUGGAUAUGAAGAGCGAGCUCCAAGAGCGAAUCAAGAAGCGAAAAGAGGAGGAGGAGAAGAAGAAGAAGGAGAAGGAGAAGGAGAAGAGCGAGAAGAAGCGCAAACGAAAAAGGAAGCGCCGCCGGCGGCGGCGAAGGAAGGGGCCUGGUCAAGGCAAGUCAUCAGCCAUCCCGCAGGUCGAUGGCUUUGGGCCAGAGGACGUUGAUGCGCUGCUCGCUGUCAUCUGCAAGAAGAAGGUGCCAGCCCACGAUGUCAGUACGAGAGAGGCCCAGCGCGUGCUGGCCUCGCCUCGCCGCGCUGUUCGUCCUACGAAGCAGCCUCGCCGCGCUGUCCGCGCUAAAAAGCAGCCUUACCAAGCACCAGGCCUAUGGGAGGCCCUCAAGGUCUCCACAACAGCCUUCACGCGGCAGACAUCGGCCCUUCGCGGCGUCAGCCGCACAAUGCCAAACGCGACCACCCCAGUCAACACGCCACCACAGAUCAAGGCCAUCGCACACAACCUCCUUGACAUGACCUGUCGAACGCUUCAAGGAGCCCUGAAACUCCACAUCAGGCACGCCCCAGCACGCUGGCUGCGUACUUUCAGGUAUGUGCGGCAGAAAGCAAAGGAGCAAGAGCAGGAGGACCAGGAGGACCAAGAGAAGGACUCAGUUGAGGAUGAUCUUGAGUACGCUGAGCUGCGAGACCUGCUCACAGAUUGCAAGACAAAUGAGGAGCGCCUGGGCUUUGUGUUUGCAGUCAAGCAGGCACUGCGGCAGUACAGCCACAUCCGUUACAAGCACCCACCGCUCCUUCCCCUGUUUCGAGGCACAAGACACCUGCGCUUCUCCAAAUCCACGCUGCGCCUCCUCAAGAUACAACCCCGUCAAGGCGAUGGGUCUCGCCUUGAUGACUUCUUCAGGCCAAGGCGCCCUCGAGACCACGAGCGGCUAAAGGAAGCGACGUCCUUCGUAACGGACGGAGUCGCAGCACACGUCUGCCUGCAGGUAGAGGAGAAGCCGAAGGGGGCUGCCAAGAACAAGAAUGGUGGCAAGGUCGUUGCGGAUCAGAAUGCCAGCAAGGGCAAGUUGACCAAGAGCCAGCGGCGCACAAGAUCCCGUCGUCGCCGUCGCCGUCGCCGUCGCAAGUGUCGCUUGCGUCAGGGGACUGCCCAACCAACCGUGGUUGGGUGCGAUCCCGGCGUACGCGUCCCAGUGACACUGGCUUGCGUACAGACGGGGCGGGUUCUGCGCUACAGGCAACAGCGCUGGGCAAACUUCCUCCACUGUCGCCUUCUCUCGUCGAAACAGAAAAAGGCGCGACGGGAGAAAAGGCAGGCACACAAGGAAGCAUGGCAAGCAGCGCAGCAAGGCGUGGAGCAGCAGAGACCCAUACGACAUCCCCAUACGAUUGAGGAGCUGGCACACCGCCAGCAUACUCGGACAAGUUCACAAGACGGCACAGGAAACAGCUGCUCCAUGGCUUUUUGGCACGGCGGCGGGACUUGCGCGCGUUCAAUUGCGAGUCGCUAA